Molecule: messenger RNA, 3388 nt
Organism: Wyeomyia smithii (pitcher-plant mosquito)
Lineage: Eukaryota; Metazoa; Arthropoda; Insecta; Diptera; Culicidae
Product: WD repeat-containing protein 75
Exons: 5
Coding region: 102-3323 (1073 amino acids)
Biological process (GO): positive regulation of rRNA processing; positive regulation of transcription by RNA polymerase I
Cellular component (GO): nucleolus
Molecular function (GO): RNA binding; protein binding
Source: RefSeq, a predicted model, not a curated record
GUGCUUGUGUUUUUAUUUACAUGUCCGCGAAGCACACGGUCAGAUCGCAGUGGAACUUUGUGCAGCGUGUGAAUCGAACUCGCAUGUGAAAUUAUAUUAAAAUGUGCAUAGAGAGUGUGGAAACAGUGAAAACCAGUGUUAUGAGUCAAUCGGUAGCGAAAGAAAGUCACCAACAAGACGGCGAUGGACUGCGGGUUCGGCGAAUCGCCGGUGGGUGCAUGAUUAACCAUGCUCCGUUGUUUGCCCCAGAUGGAGAUGUAAUUUACAUCAUUUGGAAUAAACUGGUUCGGGCGUUCAGUGUGACAACCGGUGAAGUGGUUAGGGACUUUGAAGGAACGGGAGAGGAAAUCGUUGGUAUUCUGUUCGACAGAAACAACCGAAAGUUCUUGUAUGGAUGCACGUGCGAUGGUCAAAUUCUUGGCUGGAACACGGAUUCCGGUGUUCUUCAUAGCAGGAAAGAUAUUCUGGUUGGCACCCGAUUGAACGUAGAUCAUUUCAGUGUAUUGUACGACGAGAAUGACUUGGCCCUGUUCCUGAUUAGUGGACACACUAACAAGCGGUUGGUUUUGACCUACUGCCCAACUAAACAGAAGGUACAAAACAGUACGCCCAUUACCACGGAGGAUUAUAAAACGCAAUUGAAGUUUGCUCCAGGAGGGGAUCGAUUGAAUUACUUUGCCUUUAUCACAGAUAGCCUGUGGCACUGGGCCACCAUCAAGCCGAUGAUAAAAACUGUAACUCGCAAGCAUUGUAAUGAUGUACCUCCAAGAGUACUGAAUUGUCACCCAACAGAAGAUAUUGUAGCUAUUGGAGAUGAAAUUGGCAGGGUGAUAUUGUACAAAAAUUUCUUAAAGACGAAAUCAGCCGUACCAGAAACUUAUCAUUGGCACCAUAAUCCAGUUUUGUCGGUUAGAUUUUCUCACACAGGAACGCAUUUUUAUUCCGGAGGGUCCGAGCGAGUAUUGGUUAAAUGGACUGUCGGCAAACAAGACAAUCGAGAAAUGUUGCCUCGGCUGACCGAUUCGGUAGUUCAGAUUGCGGUCGCACCGGAGAACGUUAGAGUGGCUCUGUGUACGGCUGAUAAUGGAAUUCAAAUUUUGAACGCAUUGCAAAAGCAAACGGCGGUUGUACAGAGUUUUUCUAGGAUUUCCGAUGAUUUCACCGGGCAGAGACCUUUUCCCAUAGGGAUAAAAGUUAAUCCAAGAACCCAAACGAUGAUCCUCAAUGGUAGGACCGGAUGUAUACAGUUUUUUUCUACCUAUAGUAGAAGUUUGCUCUAUACGCUUGACAUUACUUUGCGAAAUUACAACACACUAGAGCAGAAAAAUGUUAUUUUCAAUACUGUUGUCAGCAAAGUUGCAGUGAAUGCCCACUGGUUAGCCUCAGCGGAAACCUGGAACGAUAACUGCUAUUCAUCAGAAACAAGAUUGAAAUUCUGGAAGUACGACGAAUCUGCACAGAAUUAUGUGCUGAACACCAACAUUGAAAAUGUUCAUCAAGGCGGUGAAUUGGAGGGAUUAGAAUUUUCCAACUCAUCGAAAGAACGAGAAGUGUUUAGUGCCACCGCGGGUAAAGAUAAAUGCAUUAAAGUAUGGUCGGUGGACGAGAUAGAAAUAACCGGAGGUGGCGAAAAACUAGUUUGGGUUUGCAUAGGUCGAGUGGAUUACAAAGGUCUCCCAGUUCGAUCUGUAUCUUUCUCACAGGAUGGGUCACUUUUUGCUGGAGGAUUCGGAAACUCCCUCUGCGUUUGGAAUGCAGAAACACUGCGGCUAAAAUGUGUUCUCUCCGCCCCUGCUGGGCAAGACGGUGGCGUAAAUCGUGCCAUAAUAUCUGUCCCGUCGCAAAAUUCAACGGUAAGCAAGGAACACUAUGCGGAGCAGCGAUCGAAAGUAAUUAAACAAAUUUUGCAAGUGCUUGAUAGUAAAGAUGCAUCGGGUUUGUUCCAAAAAGUUGUACCCCAGAAAGCCAGACGGGUGCUUAACGAUUCCACUGAACAGGUUGAAAGUUUAUUACAUCUAGAAAAGAAAUAUGUUUUCCCAAGGAUCAAACUUCAAAACGAACUUUCACUGUUGCAGAAAGCGGAACUCUUCUAUCGGCUACGCAUUCAGUGCCGAACAACUGAGAGUAUGCACGAAAAAUUCACCGAAAAACUGGCCAAAGCGAAACGUGUUUCUGCACAAGCCGAGCAACGACUCCAGGCGGUUAUUGAUAAGCUUUGCUCGGACGUUAAAUUUCGCUCUAAAAGAAAACUGCACUGUUAUCAGCAGAGGAAAGUCCUUUCUCCAACACUAGCACAAUGUACCAGCGUGUUUACGAGUAGCAAGAAUAAAUCCAAAAAAUAUACCUUCCUCUACAACGGCAACAAACAGCCUCCGCUUAAGGCUGUAGCACAAAUUCAUCAUGUUCUCUUCUGUCACGGAGAGUACUCCCACCUGGUAGUGAUAUGCACCGAGAACCGGUUACUCGUGUGGAAUCUGUUGAACCUCCGAAUUCAAGUAACCGUUAAUCUAACCGUUGAAUCGAUAGUCAUCGAUUCGUUCACCAAUUUGAUUGCUGCCUUUACAAUGGAUAAAGAAUUGUACAUAUUUUUACCAAACAUCCCGAUGCCUCUGUAUCAUCGAAAAAACUUACCUCCAGUGUACGGUGCUGCAUGGAUCCCGCGAAGAUAUCCGAAAUCGCAGUCUCUUAAUGUUAAUUGGCAAGCAAUUUCGCAUCUUUACUUCCUCAACCAGGAUCAGGAACUGCUUCAUCUGGUAUCGGACAGCGAUGAGGAAUCGCAAGGUCCAGUGAUCUAUAUGACGGACAUGCUCGGCAAAGGGCUGCCGAAUACACCGUUCGCAGCAAUGCUAGCGAAACAGACCUCCUCCGAGGGCAAACAAAUGGCGUUACAGAAUAAUGUUACCAGUGCCAUUGGUGUACCCGGAAAAAGCAGCAUCAAAGAGAUUGCCGCCUCCUCCGCUCAUGCAAUGGCUCCUAUCAGUCUGCUGUGUAAAGAUUUUCUCAAAUCACUACUGAUACUGGAGGACCGGAGACGAAUUAGCAAAACAAAUGCUACCACUGGAACAUCGGUAACUGCCUAUACUGGCACGCAGGGCCAUGCUGGCGAUGACGAAGACGACGACGACGACGAUGGCCCUGAUAGCGACGUUGACAGUGAAUUGAGUCAAGCAGCAGCAGUGAAAGCCAAAAUCGCCAUCAGAAAAGCCACCCAAGAAUCCGUUGAACGAGCCAAACUGAAAAAACUGAGUCACACGGAACAGAUUGAUCGGGAUUCGAAGCUGAGAAAACUGCUCAAGGAGGAGAACAUUCAAAUAGAAUUUUAAUCGUAAGUUAAAAUGUCACUUUCGUUGCUCUAGAUUUAUUAUACAUUUACUUCAUUUACUUUAAA